Epinephelus lanceolatus (giant grouper) is the source of this 2897-nucleotide messenger RNA. Its product is annotated as zona pellucida sperm-binding protein 3-like. Gene Ontology annotation, cellular component: extracellular matrix. Gene Ontology annotation, molecular function: acrosin binding. Gene Ontology annotation, biological process: positive regulation of acrosome reaction; egg coat formation; binding of sperm to zona pellucida. The record is from RefSeq and is a predicted model, not a curated record. NCBI's taxonomy places the organism in Eukaryota, Metazoa, Chordata, Actinopteri, Perciformes, Serranidae.
GACUGGAAGUUUAAAAUGCUCCACUGCUCAGACUGGUGUGCUGCUGAGUGGGUCAGACAGGAGGAGUGUUUGCAUUCUGCACCAGUCUGCUGUUUUAAUAUUCAUGGAGCUGUUGUGUUUUUGGCUUACCCUCCUACUUGGACUGUGUGUCAGAUCCUCUUUUGCUCUUCCAUCCACACAUUACGCACAGCAUGCGUUGUUUCAAAGUCCUCAGAUCACAGAGAGCUCCAAACACCAUGAGCAACAAAAGGUUGCAGCUGAGGAGCGAGAGCAGGUGAAUACGGUCAGGGUGACCUGCCAUCCGGACUCGUUGGAGAUUGUCAUCAAAGCCGACAUGUUUGGAGUUGGAGCGCCUGUUAAUGGUGAUGAGUUACGCCUUGGAGUGGAGUACAAUGAUUAUUGUAGGCCUACAACGUCUUCAGGAGAUGAGUACAGAAUCAUUGUUGGACUUGUGGACUGCGGCACCAAACACUGGAUGACUGAGGACUCUCUGGUCUAUACAAACCUCCUCAUAUACUCUCCUGUGGUCUCUCCAGACGGGGUGAUUCGGAUGGAUGAGGCUGUAAUUCCAAUUGAGUGUCAUUACGAAAGGAAGUACAGCUUGUCCAGUUCUUCACUCAUGCCUACAUGGAUCCCCUUCACGUCCACCCAGUCUGCAGUGGAAACCUUGGACUUUAAUUUGAGAAUCAUGACAAAUGACUGGCUGUAUGAAAGAAGCUCUAAUGUGUAUCACCUUGGUGAGCCCAUCAGCAUCGAAGCCUCAGUCAGAGUUGGAAACCACAUGGGGCUCCGAGUGUUUCUGAGCAGCUGUGUGGCGACACUUAACCCAGACAUUUAUUCUGUUCCCAGAUACGUCUUCAUUGAAAAUGGGUGCUUGGUUGACUCCCAGCUUCCAGGUUCAAGGUCACACUUCCUAACCAGGUCACAGGAUGACAAGCUCCAGUUGGUCAUUGAUGCCUUUAGGUUUCAUAAUGAGGACAGAGGAGAGCUCUACAUCACCUGCCACCUGAAUGCUGUACCAGUAAAUGAUGCAGAGGCACUAAAUAAGGCGUGCACUUUUGUAAAUGGAAGAUGGCGGUCCGCUGAUGCUAACGACUACUUAUGUGGGUAUUGUCAAAGCCAAAACCAAAAUGAAAUUGGCCAACCCAGCGGUAAACCAAGCAGCCCUGGCAAGUUUGCUCCUCGUGGGUUUGGGAAGCCAGAUGAGCCUGAAGCCCUCUGGAGGAGCGCACUGAAGACCAAUACAGUGUGGGAAAAGGAGGCAAGCGUGGGUCCAAUGAUGGUCUUGCCAGGCAUGCAGAAAAGCGGGCCUAUACCUGUGGAAGACCUCCCUCCUGUUCUCAAGAAAAUCAGCAGACCUGCACUGUAUGGCAGCCAGUGGAGGAGUGGGGUGAACAACAAAAGAGUUGAUGAGAGGAAAGAGCUGCUCCCUGAUUCACCAUCUACACCAGACCAGGUGGAGGUUCAGACAUCUCAACUGGACAAACGUGUUGAAAGCGGAACAGACCUAACAACAGAUGGUGAUGCUGAGAGAGUUGCUCCACAUCUAGAAAAAGUAUCUCCUGAGUUCAGCUUGAAAACAAAGGCAGCAGUGUUGGACAAUAACAGCACAGUGGCCAUCAGUGACGUCAGCCCCACUGAUCCGUCUCCUGUGGAUGUGACUACACCGUCAAAUGCAACAGAUUCUGACCUUUCAGAAGAUGACCCAAAGAGAGGUGAAAUGCUAAUCACAGGUCACUCAGCCUCACUGGCACUGCUGAUAUCAUUUGCUUUUGGUGUGGCAGAUGCCAUUCGAAGUUUGAAAGGUGGACCCCUGAUCGAUGCUGAAGGAAGGGAAUAUAAAUCUGCUACAUUAAGAGCUGAUGCAGAAGACAUUAGUGGACCACAACUCAAUGACGGCUCCCCUGUCCGUGUACGAUGCACAGAAGGCACCAUGAUCAUUAUGGUAAAGGCUGACCUGUAUGAAAAAGGACGUCCAGUGUCUGUUGGGGAGCUUUUUUUGGGAGAAGCUGAGCAUUCACAGAGCAGUCAGUGCCGAGCUGUUGCUGCUGGUGAAGCUGAAUAUGUCAUUGAAGCCAGACUGCAAGACUGUGGCUCCAAGUUAACUAUAUCUGACGACUCUGUGAUCUACUCAAACAAGCUGAUUAUCUCACCAGCUGCCCGUUACCAUGGCAUUACUAGGGUCACCCAUGCUGUAGUUCCUGUUUCCUGUCACUAUAAAAGGACACACAUUGUGAGCAGUAAUUCUCAGCAGUUAGCCCUGACACCCUCCACUCCUGCAAAGUCUUCCACAGCUGCUUUCUCUCUAAAGCUGAUGGCUGAUGACUGGAGAGGUGAGAAGUUCUCCAAUGUCUUCUACCUUGGAGAUCUCCUGCACCUCGAGGCUUCUUACACUGGUCCCGAUGCAGAACAAAGACGACUCUUCAUCAACAGCUGCGUCGCCACUCUGUCACCUGACCCAACAUCAGUCCCCAGAUACAACUUAAUUGAAAACCAUGGGUGCCUCACUGAUGCAAAAGAGGAAGGCUCAAAUGCACUGUUCCGACCCAGGAUGAGAGCUUCUUCGCUUCAACUGCAGCUUGAUGCUUUCCUGUUUUACCAGGAUUCAAGGAACUCAAUAUUUAUCACUUGCCAGCUGAAAGCGACUUCUGAAAUGUGGAAGAGAAGUCCAGUCAACAAGGCCUGCAAUUAUGUACAUUCAAGGUGGAUAAAUGUGGAUGGGAGUGAUGUUUGUGGAUGUUGUGACAGUACCUGUUACAACAGUUCUUCAACCCACAAUAAAAGCAAGAGACGUCUGAUCCCGAAAGAUAUUGUGGCAUGUGGAGCUCUAACUCUCGGCCCUGUGAUGGUUUUCCCCAGCAAGUAGACAAAGAAUAAAAAUCCAGACAAACAGUGAA